Messenger RNA from Schizophyllum commune H4-8, 413 nucleotides. RefSeq names its product ankyrin. NCBI's taxonomy places the organism in Eukaryota, Fungi, Basidiomycota, Agaricomycetes, Agaricales, Schizophyllaceae. Gene Ontology annotation, molecular function: protein binding. The transcript has a single exon. The annotation marks the transcript as partial. The record is from RefSeq and is a predicted model, not a curated record.
CACUGCAUCUGGCGGUGACUCGUGGUAACCAAGAACUUUCAGUAAUGCUUCUGGAUGCCGGCGCAGAGGUGGACGCUCGUCAGAAUGUUGGGGAAACGCCUCUGAUUCUCUCGGCUAAAUCAUACAACCUGGAACUCGUUCGGAUGCUGCUUUCUCGGGGCGCUAACGUCAAUGCUUCUACGCAGUACGGAAGCACUCCCUUGCAUAUGGCACUUGAGGUGGGCUGGUGCAGCGAAAUCAUCCAAGCACUUCUGGACGCGGGCGCGGACGUAGAGGCGCGAAAUACGGCCGGCUGGACACCUCUCUGCAUCGCUUCAUGCAAGAGCUAUGUCGAGCCCAUACGCCUGCUCUUGAGUAGAGGGGCUGAAAUCGGGGCUUGUAUGGUGGAUGGCUGGACGCCGCUACACAUCGCG